Ricinus communis (castor bean) is the source of this 1779-nucleotide messenger RNA. Its product is annotated as protein DETOXIFICATION 12. Gene Ontology annotation, cellular component: membrane. Gene Ontology annotation, molecular function: xenobiotic transmembrane transporter activity; antiporter activity. NCBI's taxonomy places the organism in Eukaryota, Viridiplantae, Streptophyta, Magnoliopsida, Malpighiales, Euphorbiaceae. The record is from RefSeq and is a predicted model, not a curated record. Bases 154 to 1617 code for a protein of 487 amino acids. The transcript is spliced from 7 exons. Gene Ontology annotation, biological process: xenobiotic detoxification by transmembrane export across the plasma membrane.
AUAAACAGACGACUAUAGACACGUCUCUCCAUCCCUCUGCUUCUCCCUUCAUUCUGUCUCCAUUUUCAUUCCCCAACCUCUAAAUUACUCUGGUAAGCAAGAAUAGCAAGAACAGAACAGCUGCAACCAACGGCAAACACAGCUGAAACGAUAAUGGAAGAGAGCUUGUUGCUAAAAGAUGAUAGAUACGAGAAAAGAGAAGAUGCCGGUGGUAGUUCAGGAACUGCUCUAACAUGGCCUAUAUUCACUCAAGAAAUGAAGAAACAAGGUUAUCUAGCGGGUCCUAUGGUAGCUGUUAUCCUUUCGCAGUACCUUUUGCAAGUUAUUUCCUUGAUGAUAGCUGGUCACCUUGGCCAGCUUGCUCUCUCUAGCACCGCCAUCGCCAUUUCUCUUGCUGGUGUUACUGGUUUUAGUGUUCUUAUGGGGUUGGCAAGUGCUUUGGAAACUCUAAGUGGACAAGCUUAUGGAGCUAAGCAAUAUCAAAAAGUUGGAAUUCAAACCCAAACAGCAAUAUUCUGUUUAAUCUUAGCUUCUAUCCCUCUUUCUAUAUUAUGGAUAUUCAUGGGAAAGAUUCUUGUUUUGAUUGGCCAAGACCCUGCAAUUUCACAUGAAGCUGGUAAAUUUUUGACGUGGCUUGUUCCUUCACUCUUUGCCUACACAGCUAUUCAGGGACUUGUUCGAUAUUUUCAAAUGCAAAGUUUGAUCACUCCUAUGCUGAUAAGUUCUUGUGCAACUCUUUGUUUCCAUAUACCUGUCUGUUGGGUUUUAACACUCCAUUCAGGACUAGAAAACCUUGGAGCAGCAUUAGCAAUGGAUAUAUCAAACUGGUUAUUUGUAAUUAUUCUUGGACUAUACAUGAAGUACUCUUCUGCUUGUGACCAAACUCGUGCCCCUAUUUCUAUGGAGUUAUUCCAUGGGAUUGGAGAGUUCUUCCGCUUAGCUAUCCCUUCUGCAGUAAUGUCAUGCCUUGAAUGGUGGUCAUUUGAGCUGGUCGUCUUGCUCUCAGGGCUCUUACCGAAUCCAAGGCUUGAAACUUCUGUUCUAUCUAUCUGUAUCACGACUAUUUCUACAAUCUAUUGUAUUGCAUAUGGACUUGGCGCUGCAGCAAGCACUAGAGUCUCAAAUGAAUUAGGAGCAGGAAACCCACAAGCUGCACGCAUUGCUGUUUAUGCUGUGUUGUUUCUUGGAAUUGUUGAAUCAACUUUAGUAAGCGGAACCCUUUUCGCCAGCCGUCAUGUUUUUGGGUAUGCUUUCAGCAACUCGAAGGAAGUAGUCGAUUAUGUUACGACCAUAUCUCCUCUGAUUUCUUUGUCAGUUAUAAUGGACUGCCUACAAGGGGUGCUUUCAGGAGUUGCAAGGGGGUGCGGAUGGCAGCAUGUAGGGGCUUAUGUCAACCUUGUGGCCUUUUAUAUUUGUGGGAUUCCAGUGGCUGUCCUCUUGGGUUUCUGGUUAAAGUUUAGAGGGAUUGGCCUUUGGAUUGGAAUACAAGUUGGUGAAGUUAUACAAGUAGUUUUGCUCGCUAUAGUUACAGGAUGCAUAAAUUGGGAAAAACAGGCAAAAAUGGCGAGGGAAUGGUUAUUAGGAGAAAGAUCUUCAAUCGAGAGUGGAGUAAUGUAAAAUUUGAGAUACGACUGGUGAGCCAAUUUUAAGAAAUAAAUGAAUUUUACGGUUGACACCAAGAAAAGCUUUCUGUACCGAGGGAUUUAAUAUUGAUCAAUGAUAUUAUGAGAGAAAAGAAGGAUCAAUUUUCUAUCCAUUUAUUGACUUUGUUUUUGGUUA